GUGUUGAUUUACAAUCAUCUAAAAUGAAUUAUUUCAUUUAAUAGUACAGUCAUGGUUAUUACGAUUUGUUUCCUAUUCAAUUCCAUUCUACAAGUCCUCUAAUUUGUGUAAACAAUGGAUAAGUACGAUACAUCGCAGCUGACGGAAUUUCCUCGCUUUGAACCAGAAUCAAAUCAGAGUGGUGUAUCCACAUUUUUCAAUAAAUUGUGGAAAUUUCCUAUAUUUUCACCAAAUGAUACUGGUGAAAAUUCACAAGAAAAGCCAUCAGAUGUGAAGCAAGGUCCCGGUGACUCCAAUGACCAGAAUAAAGUUGAUAACGAUGAUACAAAAACAGAAACUGGUAGUUACGCUGUCGAGUUUGAGGGCCGUAGUUUAGCCAAUGUUUUGAAGAGGAUAAGCAGCCUCGUCGCUUUAGGCUCUGGGGGUGGCACGAGAUAUGCAGAUACAGAGCUUGCCAGAUACUGGAUGCCGGAUGACAUUUCACGAGAGUGCUAUGAGUGUGCGGCGAGGUUCAGCACACUUCGCCGUCGCCACCACUGCCGUGUGUGUGGUCAGAUAUUCUGUUCCAGAUGCUGCAGCCAGCGAGUGCCAGGACAAAUCUUCGGAUGUGCGGAUGGCUUGCGAGUUUGCAACUACUGCUGUAAUGUAGUACUGAGUUAUUUGAAAGAAAAUGAUAUGACUGGUGAUAUAUCACCGGAUCUAAGGACAUUGCAGGAGAAUUUGCAGGUCAAAUUCCCAGACAACAAAUGCUCGUCAUCAAAAACCAUGGGUCAGGACAAUUUUAUGUUCUCGCGCGAUCAAGAGGAACGCUGUGAAGUCCGCUCCACACCCAAAGAGACCCUGCAGGACAUAUAUCGACAAUUAUCAUUGUCAUUGCCCACGCAGCAACACAGAUAUCGUCUUGUAAGGUACAUUGGAGUGUGGCGUGGAUGCGACAUGUUGCAAUGGAUUAUGGACAACACCAAUAACAAAACGAGGUCGCAGGCGUGGCAGACGUGCGCGAGCCUGGUGUCGUCGGGGCGCGUGGUGGGCGUGUGCGAGUUGCCACACUUCGCAGACUACGGCCUCUACCGCCCCGCGCACCUCCCGCACCUCCCGCACCUCCCGCAGGGCAUCGACCCCACGCACCACGAGCACCACGCACACCAAGCAACAGCAGAAGAGCCCAGUCGACUGCUAGAGAGUGUAUCAUCAUACUGUCUCGAUUUAAAUAUCGACAAAAGCUCCGCGAGACUCAUAAAAGCCCCCAGAACUGAAGUGAAAUCGUCGCCGUCCAGCGAAGAGGACAAUCCUGUAUUAGAACAGAGUGAAGGUUAUCCCGAAUCGAAGAAGAUAUGCAAGGCUAUAGAGGAGUCUGGGGAGGAUCACCUUCGGCUGCUGAUGCGGCAGUGCUUGGCUCGAGAAGGGCUGGCGCCUGUUUGGGCGGACGUCCUCUACCCGUUGUGUCAACGGGCCGCAGAAAUCAUCAACCUUGACAUGAACAGCAAUGAAAUGGACGUGCGCAACUACGUGCAGGUGAAGAAGGUACCGGGCGGCACCGCUGCAGACUCGCACCUCGUGCACGGCGUCGUGCUCACCAAGAACGUCGCACACAGGGGCAUGCCACAACAGAUAGACAACCCUACAGUGCUGCUUUUAGAUUGUUCUAUUGCAUACCAGCGGGUCGAAGGCAAGCUGACAUCAUUGGAGCCGGUAUUGCUGCAGGAGCAGCAGUACCUGGUGCGGUGUGCGGCGCGCAUCGUGGCCCUGCGGCCGCGUGUGGUGCUGGUCCGCGGGCGAGCGGCGCGCGGCGUGCAGGACGCGCUGCGCGGCGCGGGCGUGGCGCUGGCGGCGCGCGUGCCCGAGCGCGCACUACGACGCCUGGCGCGCGCCGCCCGCGCCGACCUCGUCGCCUCCGUCGACGCGCGCAUCGCCGCGCCGCGCCUCGGCACCUGCCGCCGCUACUACGUGCGCGCCUAUCCGAGCAAAACCCUGAUGAUUUUGGAAGGAUGUGCUGAACCUAACUUGGGUUGUUGUAUUCUCCUUCGCGGGUCGUCCUUACAAGAAUUGAUCAGAGUGAAAAAAGUAGCGAAAUUUAUGCUUUUGGCAUGCUAUAAUUGGAAAUUGGAGAAAGCUUUCCUAGGAGACAUAGAAGCUACAUUACCUGAACCUGGUAUGACUUUCGACGAUGACGCUGAUGCAAAUACCGAAGAUAAAAAUGAUAUUACAAACAGUAAUGAUGACAAAGACGAAACAAUUGCUAUGGAUAAUGAUAUAUUUAACAAUGCCGAUAUGCAAGCCGAUAUUGAUGACAAUGAAUCUUCUAUUAAUAAAGUAAUGAACAAUGAUAUUGAAAAGUCUAAUGUAACUGAUGCAAGUAAAAUCGUUAGUAGCGGAGAGUCAAUUAGCAGUGAAAAUAAUGAUAAUAAAAAUAAAAUUGCUAGUGGUAACGAAUCGAAUGAUAACGAUAAUGAUUCAUGUAAACUGCCCAAGUUUCAAGAAUGCGAAGACCCCUUACAGAGAGCUAAGACUUAUGUUCGUAAGACAGAUAAUGAGAAAACAUUUAGUGGGGUACCGAUACAAGAUUUUAGCGAUCCGUUGCAUUCCACUUUGUCGGUGGACGACGAAGUGUUUCUUCCUAAAGAGGAAGCCAAGUUGAAAGCUGACAAUCACACUGACAGGUGGUCGACGGACGACGUGGUGCUGUCGAUGUCCCCCAACGUGGUGAUCCCGGCGCCGUACGCCGACACGGAGGCGGGGCGGCGCUGCGGACUGCGGCAGUACUUCACGCGGGACCUACUGCCGCAGCCCGCGCCCGCGCACCUCCCGCGCCCCUCCACACCCCGCGCGCGACCGCCGCCGCCCGCCCCGCGCAAGGUACGAGCCCGCCCCGCGCACCUCCCGCGCCCCUCCACACCCCGCGCGCGCCCGCCGCCGCCCGCCCCGCGCAAGGUACGAGCCCGCCCCGCGCACCUCCCGCGCCCCUCCACACCCCGCGCAAGGUACGAGCCCGCCCCGCGCACCUCCCGCGCCCCUCCCACACCCCGCGCAAGGUACGAGCCCGCCCCGCGCACCUCCCGCGCCCCUCCACACCCCGCGCAAGGUACGAGCCCGCCCCGCGCACCUCCCGCGCCCCUCCACACCCCGCGCAAGGUACGAGCCCGCCCCGCGCACCUCCCGCGCCCCUCCACACCCCGCGCGCGCCCGCCGCCGCCCGCCCCGCGCAAGGUACGAGCCCGCCCCGCGCACCUCCCGCGCCCCUCCACACCCCGCGCAAGGUACGAGCCCGCCCCGCGCACCUCCCGCGCCCCUCCACACCCCGCGCAAGGUACGAGCCCGCCCCGCGCACCUCCCGCGCCCCUCCACACCCCGCGCAAGGUACGAGCCCGCCCCGCGCACCUCCCGCGCCCCUCCACACCCCGCGCAAGGUACGAGCCCGCCCCGCGCACCUCCCGCGCCCCUCCACACCCCGCGCAAGGUACGAGACCGCCCCGCGCACCUCCCGCGCCCCUCCACACCCCGCGCAAGGUACGAGCCCGCCCCGCGCACCUCCCGCGCCCCUCCACACCCCGCGCAAGGUACGAGCCCGCCCCGCGCACCUCCCGCGCCCCUCCACACCCCGCGCAAGGUACGAGCCCGCCCCGCGCACCUCCCGCGCCCCUCCACACCCCGCGCAAGGUACGAGCCCGCCCCGCGCACCUCCCGCGCCCCUCCACACCCCGCGCAAGGUACGAGCCCGCCCCGCGCACCUCCCGCGCCCCUCCACACCCCGCGCAAGGUACGAGCCCGCCCCGCGCACCUCCCGCGCCCCUCCACACCCCGCGCAAGGUACGAGCCCGCCCCGCGCACCUCCCGCGCCCCUCCACACCCCGCGCGCGCCCGCCGCCGCCCGCCCCGCGCAAGGUACGAGCCCGCCCCGCGCACCUCCCGCGCCCCUCCACACCCCGCGCAAGGUACGAGCCCGCCCCGCGCACCUCCCGCGCCCCUCCACACCCCGCGCAAGGUACGAGCCCGCCCCGCGCACCUCCCGCGCCCCUCCACACCCCGCGCAAGGUACGAGCCCGCCCCGCGCACCUCCCGCGCCCCUCCACACCCCGCGCAAGGUACGAGCCCGCCCCGCGCACCUCCCGCGCCCCUCCACACCCCGCGCAAGGUACGAGCCCGCCCCGCGCACCUCCCGCGCCCCCCACACCCCGCGCAAGGUACGAGCCCGCCCCGCGCACCUCCCGCGCCCCUCCACACCCCGUGCAAGGUACGAGCCCGCCCCGCGCACCUCCCGCGCCCCCCACACCCCGCGCAAGGUACGAGCCCGCCCCGCGCACCUCCCGCGCCCCUCCACACCCCGCGCGCGACCGCCACCGCCCGCCCCGCGCAAGGUACGAGCCCGCCCCGCGCACCUCCCGCGCCCCUCCACACCCCGCGCAAGGUACGAGCCCGCCCCGCGCACCUCCCGCGCCCCUCCACACCCCGCGCAAGGUACGAGCCCGCCCCGCGCACCUCCCGCGCCCCCCACACCCCGCGCAAGGUACGAGCCCGCCCCGCGCACCUCCCGCGCCCCUCCACACCCCGUGCAAGGUACGAGCCCGCCCCGCGCACCUCCCGCGCCCCCCACACCCCGCGCAAGGUACGAGCCCGCCCCGCGCACCUCCCGCGCCCCUCCACACCCCGCGCGCGACCGCCGCCGCCCGCCCCGCGCAAGGUACGAGCCCGCCCCGCGCACCUCCCGCGCCCCUCUACACCCCGCGCAAGGUACGAGCCCGCCCCGCGCACCUCCCGCGCCCCUCCACACCCCGCGCAAGGUACGAGCCCGCCCCGCGCACCUCCCGCGCCCCUCCACACCCCGCGCAAGGUACGAGCCCGCCCCGCGCACCUCCCGCGCCCCUCCACACCCCGCGCAAGGUACGAGCCCGCCCCGCGCACCUCCCGCGCCCCCCACACCCCGCGCAAGGUACGAGCCCGCCCCGCGCACCUCCCGCGCCCCCCACACCCCGCGCAAGGUACGAGCCCGCCCCGCGCACCUCCCGCGCCCCUCCACACCCUGUGCAAGGUACGAGCCCGCCCCGCGCACCUCCCGCGCCCCUCCACACCCUGUGCAAGGUACGAGCCCGCCCCGCGCACCUCCCGCGCCCCCCACACCCCGCGCAAGGUACGAGCCCGCCCCGCGCACCUCCCGCGCCCCCCACACCCCGCGCAAGGUACGAGCCCGCCCCGCGCACCUCCCGCGCCCCUCCACACCCCGCGCAAGGUACGAGCCCGCCCCGCGAAAUCCACCCGUUCAUAAAACACCCUCUAACCGCAUCAGCAGACGACCCCGCAGUGAAGGCAGCCCUGGCAAACUACAGAGCGACCGGCUGCAGGCUGGUCAGUAACGAGCACAAGGCCGAGUGUCCACUGCACGAACCAAGUGUAGUCAAAAAAGCGCCCAAGGAGGUGGAAUUAGAGACGAAAGAGAAACAAAGUGAGAGCAGCGAACCCUUGGACCCGCUGGCCCCGGAGAACCACCAGCGGAUCAGUCUGCUGCUGUACAGUUACAGCAAUAAAUCUGCCAACGUGCCUGAUUUCUGCGUCAAUCCUUGGAUCGUCAAAAUAGAGAUGUACGGCCGCCACGACAUAUCUCUGGGAGCUUUCCUGCAGAAGUACUGCUUCAAUCCGGACUACAAGUGUCCGUCCAGCAACUGCCAAGUGCCAAUGAACCAACAUAUAAGGAAGUUCGUCCACGACGACGUGUGUAUAACGAUCACGUGUAACACAAUAGGACAUAGCAACGUAGAUAAAACGAAAGCAGAGUCCAAACAGGUGGCGUUCUGGUCGCGGUGCUCGCGGUGCGGCGCGGGCGGCGGCGCGCGGCGCGUGUCGCCCGCCGCGCUCACUCUGUCGCUGGGCGCGUACGUGCGCGCGCGGGCCGCCGCGCCGCGCUACGUGCGGCCCCGCCUCUGUGCGCACCCGCUGCACGCGCACGCGCACGCCUUCGUGGCCGGCCUCACCACCGCCUGCUUCCGGUACAAUAAAAUAGAACCGUACGACAUACAACUGCCACCGGAAGUAAUAUACACAAAGUACGACACGAAGCAAAUGCGGGAUGCACUCAUACAACAAUUGAACGACCUUAUGCUUAAAGGGCACGAGACCUUCAGCUGCUUGACAGAGAGCGACGCGGAGAAGGAGUACCAAUCGUUCAAGCAGCACAUGGACCAAGUCCACCUCGCGCUCACUUCUGGACAACUGCAGGAGCUCACCUCGCCCGCUGCUGUGGUCCGCAGUUUAUGGAGCGUGUCGGACCGGAUCGUAUCUGGUGAGAAGAUGCUGCGAGACGCCCAGGAUAAAUGGUCUACUGCUCUCGCAAAGUCUGCCAAAGCACACUCCGAUACUAGUGCUGCUGAAGAAAAGUCUGACUUGGAAGAUUCAAUUGGCGAAAGUGGAAUAGAAGGAUCAGGUACAACGUAUACAUUUAGUGAUAAUAACUCAAAAGAGCCGGACAAGGAACACGCAGGUACUGAAGAAGACGAAGAGAAAGGCGACAAGAAAACAGUGAAGCAAAUCUUAUCGCAACUCUUGUCUAACAAUCAACCGUCGCAUCAGGGUGGCAUGAUAAUCUGGAGCGGGCUGGUGCCGGUGGUGGUGCAGGCGGGCGAGAUCGGGUCAGUGAUCGCGGCCACGCUCGCCUCGCUCACCUACCAGCGAGCCGCCGCCGCGCUCACGGCCACCGCACAACAAGCGACACUGGCCGAAAUAGAUGAGUCGGAUACCAACAGUUCUGCGGGCAAAGAUAAAACAGACGGCGACAAGAACAAAUCAACGAAGUCCAAUGACCACAUUGAAGUUUUGCUAAAGGACGGGCUCCUGUGUCGCGUGUACUACGCGCCGCAGUUCCACAAGUUACGGCACAUGCUACUGGCGCCGCUGAGUGCGAACCCACACAUAAAGGAUGAGUUCACCGACAACACUGGCGAACAAGCUGUAGGGGACGGCCGGUGUAGCUGCGAGGAUGGCAGGGAUAAGUCGGAUAACAAGAGCCUGUGCGAAAUAGAAGAAGGGUUCGUGCGUUCGUUGGCGCACUGCGUGCCGUGGGCGGCGCGCGGCGGGAAGUCGGGCUCCACCUUCUGCAAGACCGACGAUGACAGAUACGUGUUAAAAGAAAUGACUAAGCCGGAGUGGCAACAGUUCCUCGAGUUCGCGCCGCACUACUUUAACUACGUAACCCAUUGUCACCAGAACAAACUGCCCAGUCUGCUUGCGCGCAUCCUGGGCGUGUACAGCGUGGGCGGCGCGGGCGGCGUGCUGGCGAUGGAGAACAUCUGGUACGGCUGCGGCGCACAACACAAGCGGUUCGACCUCAAGGGCUCCAGCCGGCAUCGCCUCGCACCAGACACGCAGCCGCUCGCAGUCCUCAUGGACGAGAACCUGCUCAACUUGCGGUGGCAGCAGCAGCUGCACGUGGCGUCUGCGAGCGCGCGCGUGGUGUGGGCGGGCGUGGAGCGCGACUGCUCGUUCCUGGCCGCGCGCGCCGUCAUGGACUACUCGCUGCUGCUCGGACUGCAGCGCCGCACCCUCGUGCUCGGCAUCAUCGACUACAUCCGCACGUUCACGUGGGAUAAAAAAUUGGAACACCUGGUGAAGAAGAAUCUGGGCUCGGGCCAGCCGACGGUGGUCUCCCCCGAGGAAUACAAGCAGCGGUUCUGUGCUGCAUGCCGCAAGUACUUCCUGCAGUGUCCCGCGCACUGGGAUCAUCUCUAUAAUACCACAUAGCAUGGAGGAAAGGUAUUUGUUAGUAAUGUAGAGUGAUGAUUCUAUUGCUAGCAAUGUACCAGAUUUACCUCCACGUGGUUCCCCCUGGAAACCAUUCUGAUAAAUUCCUGGUGAAUUUGUCACAGUGGGCUAACUAACCUGACCUCAUGCUCAUCCUAUCAUCCUCCACUGGUGCCCCGCCAACGUAAACCGUUAGCGCAGGCGGAUCCAUUUUUACAUUAUCAUCUA
Messenger RNA from Achroia grisella, 7953 nucleotides. It is a transcript of the gene fab1, whose product is annotated as putative 1-phosphatidylinositol 3-phosphate 5-kinase. Gene Ontology annotation, cellular component: endosome membrane. Lineage: Eukaryota; Metazoa; Arthropoda; Insecta; Lepidoptera; Pyralidae. The record is from RefSeq and is a predicted model, not a curated record. The transcript is spliced from 33 exons. Gene Ontology annotation, molecular function: metal ion binding; ATP binding; 1-phosphatidylinositol-3-phosphate 5-kinase activity. The coding region runs from base 115 to 7725 and encodes 2536 amino acids. Gene Ontology annotation, biological process: phosphatidylinositol phosphate biosynthetic process.